CUUGUACCGCAAGCAUGGUGACGGAUGUGCAGCUGGCAAUAUUUGCAAACAUGUUGGGAGUUUCCCUAUUCCUUCUGGUAGUCCUGUACCAUUAUGUGGCUGUCAACAACCCCAAGAAAGUUGAAUGAACAUGAGCAUGGAAGGAUGGAAAUCACAAUCAAGAAUUUCCACUGAUGGAACAGAUUUCAAAUUAUGGACACUAGAAUUCUUUAGUAUUUUAUUUCUGUAAUUUUUUUUUUUUUUGCAAUGCUCAGUUUCUACAUUUUUUUUUUUUAUUAUUAUUAUUGUACCCCCCCCCCCCCCCCCCCUUUCCUCAGCGAUUAUAUCAUGGUGUAAAAUUUGCCAUUGUAGGUAUUGUGUGAUUAACCUCCCAUUUAUGAAUGAAUACAUGACAAAAUGUUUAACUUAA
Erpetoichthys calabaricus (reedfish) is the source of this 409-nucleotide messenger RNA. RefSeq names its product oligosaccharyltransferase complex subunit 4 (non-catalytic) (gene ost4). The record is from RefSeq and is a predicted model, not a curated record. Gene Ontology annotation, cellular component: oligosaccharyltransferase complex. The transcript is spliced from 3 exons. The coding region runs from base 15 to 128 and encodes 37 amino acids. Lineage: Eukaryota; Metazoa; Chordata; Cladistia; Polypteriformes; Polypteridae.